AUGGCAAUGGAAAGCUUAGUAAGUGGACAUACGAUGAAUAGGAUCCGUGAAAGACUUGCUGACAAAUUAGAGUUCAUGGCCUUCGACCCUUAUGUUCAAAAAACAGUAUUGUACAGAGAAAAAAAGAAGCUUUGUAAUAUUUACCGGCUGAAAGAUACAACGAAACCAUAUCCUGUGGUUAGGAAGCACUAUUGGGAAUCAUAG
Messenger RNA from Cotesia congregata, 204 nucleotides. The record is from the annotation of a GenBank genome assembly. Lineage: Eukaryota; Metazoa; Arthropoda; Insecta; Hymenoptera; Braconidae.